AUGUCUGAAAAACGACUAGUUACAGUUGUUGGUGCUACAGGCGCACAAGGUGGAGCCGUGGUUCGAUCAUUGAUCCAAACUGGAAAAUAUCAAAUUCGUGGGUUAACUCGUGAUGCCAAAAGUGAAAAAGCGCUGAGUGUGGCAAAGUUGAGUGAUCAAAUUGAAAUGGUGACAUGUGAUAUUAACAAAAGAGAAGAUUUGGAACGUGCAUUUAAAGAUUCGUGGGCUGUUUAUGCUUUGACUGAUUUCUGGGCACAACCUGAUAAACCUGAAAUCGAAAUUCAACAAGGAAAGCUGAUGGCGGAUGUGGCUGAUUCAUUGCAAAUACCAUAUUUUAUAUUUAGUACGGUGGAGAAUGUUGACAAGUUAAGUGGAGGAACAAUAAACGUUCCGCAUUUUACGCAAAAAGCUCUGCUCCGUGAUUAUAUCAAAGAGAAGCAUCCGAAUCUGAAAACAAUCUAUGUUGAGCCAGCGUGUUACAUUCAAAAUUGGCAAGGCCUUUCGAAGCCACACAAACUACCUGACGGGACAAUUGUAUUUGCAAGUCCAUUAGAUCAAAAAGCGACACUACACCUCGUUGAUAUCGAAGACACAGGUCCAAUUGUUCGGGAAAUUUUAGAAAAUCCUGAGAAACUCGUCGGACAAGAUAUUUGCAUUUGUGGCGAAGAAAUUCGUUUUGAAGAUGUGUCGAAAAUCUUUACAAAAGUCACAGGUAUUCCAUCAAUAUCAAAAACAUUAACAGAAGAAGAAUAUCGAGGGGCAACGAGUUUCUUGCCAAAAUCUGCUCAAGACGAUCUUUUUAAUAUGUUUAAAUGGUUUGAACAAUAUGGUUAUUACGGAAAGGAGAAAGACUGGACAACGGGAAAACAAUUAACCCAUAUGAACACAUUUGAAGAUUGGCUGAAGAAAACUGGAUGGAAAGGCGAAUAA
Molecule: messenger RNA, 930 nt
Organism: Adineta ricciae
Lineage: Eukaryota; Metazoa; Rotifera; Eurotatoria; Adinetida; Adinetidae
Source: the annotation of a GenBank genome assembly